Molecule: messenger RNA, 877 nt
Organism: Saccostrea echinata
Lineage: Eukaryota; Metazoa; Mollusca; Bivalvia; Ostreida; Ostreidae
Product: meiotic recombination protein REC114-like
Exons: 6
Coding region: 15-620 (201 amino acids)
Source: RefSeq, a predicted model, not a curated record
AAUGCUAAACUAAAAUGGCUUGGAAAAUAAAACGAUAUGCUAGACAGAAAACGGUCCAUAAAGGGGGUGACACCAUAGAGUGGGAUGAUUUUGAUGACAAGCAGUGUCCUAUAGAUCUGAGAAUUCAGCAAGGAAAUAUGACUCUGAUACAUGGGAAAACUGUUAGGGAGUCCCACGUCUUACCGUCAUCUUCAAAGGCACUCCGAGCCAUUUCUAAAGGCGACACUUUGUUGGUUAUCUAUCGUCUGGAGACCCACACACAUCGAUUUCGUGUUAAGUUUGCCGGAGGAGAAAACUCCUGUCAAGAGUGUGCGGAGCAGUUGUCCGAUUUCUUUCCAGUAAAAAUUUUACCGAUCACUGUUGAAUCUUCCCAGGAAGUAAAGGAGGACAAAAAUGAAAAAGAGGUGAUCGAAGGGGAGAUAACUAUUUCCAAAAUGGCGGAGGUUGUCAACGGAACUGCGUCUGUGAAACUUUCGGCAGCAUAUGACAGAGUCCAAUCGAUGAACGGAACACAAUUAAACACACUCAUCAAAUUAUGUUUGGCUGAUCCCGAGUUUCCGGCGUUCGUGGAAGAAGUCGAAAAGGAAUUAGUCAAAAUCAAAGAAGAAAUGAAGACGUAAGACAAUCACCGAAAGAUCCUAGAUUUCUGCAGGAUUUCUGAUUUGUUGAUGGUGGGUUUCAGCACUAUGGGGAGAUUGCCGUCGUCCUAAACACGUGAUCACAUUGUUGUACUGGUUUAAAAUACAAAUCUGUUAUCGACUCUGAUCUUUUCUACGCACUGUUUUAUUUUUGUUUAUAACGCAACAACAAUUAAUUCAACCUGAAAUGAUAGUUACAAUUACCGAUACUUUUACAAAACAAGAAGUCAACAAUGAAC